Trichophyton rubrum CBS 118892 is the source of this 11733-nucleotide messenger RNA. RefSeq lists its product as uncharacterized. Gene Ontology annotation, molecular function: phosphopantetheine binding; fatty acid synthase activity; 3-oxoacyl-[acyl-carrier-protein] synthase activity. The transcript is spliced from 6 exons. Gene Ontology annotation, biological process: secondary metabolite biosynthetic process; fatty acid biosynthetic process. The record is from RefSeq and is a predicted model, not a curated record. The coding region runs from base 1 to 11733 and encodes 3910 amino acids. Lineage: Eukaryota; Fungi; Ascomycota; Eurotiomycetes; Onygenales; Arthrodermataceae.
AUGCCUCAACGCAAGGAGCCAAUUGCCAUCAUUGGCAGUGCCUGCAACUUUCCCGGCAAUGCCACCACUCCAUCAAAACUAUGGGAACUGCUGAAGGAGCCUUAUGAUCUCUCGAAGCCUGUUCCUCAAAAUCGCUUCAAUGCUGAUGUUUGGUACCACAAAGAUAACGCGCAUCAUGGUACUAGCAACGUCACCAAAUCCUAUUUCCUCGAGGCAGACCCUGCUGCCUUUGACGCGACCUUCUUCAACAUUCCUCCAAACGAAUGCGAGGCUAUCGACCCACAGCAGCGUAUGCUCCUUGAAACGGUUUACGAAUCCUUGUGCGCAGCUGGUGUUACCAUGGAGAGUCUCCGUGGGUCUUCUACUGCUUGCUAUGUUGGGCUCAUGUGUGACGACUGGGCUGGCAUGCUGGCUAAGGACUGGGACUGUUUACCGCAGUAUGCUGCAACCGGGAUAUCCCGUGCCAUUAUGGCUAACCGUAUCUCCUACUUCUUCGAUUGGCAUGGCCCGUCCAUGACCAUAGAUACUGCCUGCUCGUCUUCAUUGGUAGCUGUCCAUGAAGCCGUUCAGGUCCUCAGAAGUGGCGACUGCAAUGUCGCAAUUGCUUGUGGAGCCAAUUUGAUCCUUACCCCUGGCAUGUAUAUUGCGGAAAGUAAGCUGAAAAUGCUUUCUCCAGAUGGAAAGUCACGGAUGUGGGAUCAAGGUGCCAACGGCUACGCGAGAGGUGAAGGCCUUGCGGCUGUGGUUCUGAAGACCCUGAGCCAGGCUAUCAAGGAUGGAGAUCGUAUUGAGUGUGUGAUCCGGGAGACUGCCUUCAACCAGGAUGGCCGCACCACUGGUAUAACUAUGCCGAGCAACCUUGCUCAGACUGCUUUGAUUAGAGAAACAUACAAAAAGGCUGGCCUUGACCCCCUAGAUCCAAACGACCAGCCUCAGUUUUUCCAUGCCCAUGGAACUGGUACUCCUGCCGGGGACCCACAAGAAGCCGAAGCAAUUAGCCGAGCGUUCUUCAAUGAUGAGCAAACCGCUGAAAAGAGGCUCUGGGUUGGGUCUAUAAAAACCAUCAUUGGCCAUACUGAAGGCACUGCAGGUCUUGCCAGUCUUAUUGGUACCUCUCUUGCACUACAAAACAAGACUAUUCCGCCAAACCUGCACCUUAACCAAAUUGCCGAGAAGGUCAAACCUUUCUACACGAAUCUUCAAGUUCCAACGACAAGCCACAAGUGGCCAUCCCCCCCAGCUGGCCAGCCAAUGCGUGCCUCCGUGAACAGCUUUGGUUUUGGUGGUGCUAAUUCCCACGCAAUUCUUGAGAGUUAUGAACCGAUUGAGUCACACAUGCCUUGCGGCAACACUCCCCUAUUCACCCCCCUCACUUUCUCAGCACACUCAGAGAAGAGCCUUCGAGGGAUCCUUGAUGCAUUCUCCGAAUUUUUGAGCCUAGAAAACUCUCCUGAUGUUAGUGACAUUGCCUGGACUCUGCAAAAGCGGCGCUCAGCGCUGGCAUAUAAGAUCGCUAUCUCUGGCCGAACAACACCCGACAUCGUUGCCGCCAUCGAUACAGCUCGUAACCAAAAGGAGAGUCUGGGUGUUCGAUCUUCAGGCCCUGAGAAACUGACGGUGCUUGGAGUCUUCACCGGUCAAGGAGCUCAGUGGCCAACCAUGGGCAGCGAACUUAUCAAAGCCUCCGCUCAUGUUCGAAACAUUAUCGCCGAUCUCGACCGAUCUCUUCAAGAGCUCCCUGAAGCGGAUCGACCAAGCUGGUCCAUCCGAGGGGAGCUUGAGGCUGAUAAGCGAUCUUCUCGCCUUGCUGAAGCUGCCCUUUCUCAACCACUCUGCACUGCCGUUCAAAUUGUCUUGGUAGAUCUACUUAGAGCUGCUGGCACCAAUUUGGAAUUCAAGGCUGUGAUCGGGCACUCUUCUGGUGAGAUUGCCGCUGCCUAUGCUUCUGGGUUUAUCUCCGCUCGAGACGCUAUCCGCGUUGCUUACUACCGCGGUCUGUACGCCAAAUUCGCUGGUUCUUCUUCUGGAAAGAAAGGAGCAAUGAUGGCAGUUGGUACAACUCUUGAAGAUGCUGAAGAAUUUUGCCAGCUUGAGGAGUUUCACGGCCGUAUUACUGUUGCAGCAAGUAAUGCUGCCACCAGUGUGACCCUCUCAGGAGACGAGGAUGCAAUUGAUGCAGCUCUAGUGGUGUUCAAGGACGAGUCUAAGUUUGUUCGCAAGCUCAGAGUGGAUACCGCCUACCACUCCUUCCACAUGAAUGCAUGCUCUGGAAUGUAUUUAAAAGCAAUGGAUACCUGUGCCAUUGAGUUUAAAGCUGGAAACCCGUCCAUCUCGUGGUACUCUUCAGUCAUCCCCGAUACAAAGAUGACCUACGCCAACCUCAACGGCCAAUAUUGGGCUGACAACAUGAAUAAUACUGUUCUGUUUUCACAGGCUGGGAUUACUUCUGUGAAGGAGUCAGGCCCAUUUGACUUGGUUAUUGAAAUUGGACCCCAUCCCGCGUUGAGGGGACCAUGCUUGGAAAACUUGGAGCAAGCUACUAGCGUAGGUGGUACACCUUAUACUGGCCUCUUGUCGCGCGGUGUCGAUGAUGUCAAGGCAUUCUCCGCUGCUCUCGGCUACAUCUGGGAGUAUUUUGGCUCAUCUGCUGUCGACUUUGAAGGGUAUGAUAACGUGAUGUCUUCUGGUGCUCAACGCAAUAAUUUGUCAGGAGAACUUCCUGGAUAUUCCUGGGAUCACUCAAGGAGCUACUGGCUCGAUUCCCGGGUAGCUACUUCCUAUACUACUCGUGAGGCUCCACAUCCGAUGCUGGGUGUAAACGUUGUUGAAGGCACCACAGAAACGCAGAUCCAGUGGAGAAAUAUCCUUUUCCCCAAAGAAAUCACUUGGAUAUCCGGUCACCGAUUGCAGGGCCAGAAUGUCUUCCCUGCGUCUGGAUAUGUGUGUAUGGCGAUUGAGGCUAUAAUGACCCUUGCGAGCAACCGGGACGUGCAGCUAAUUGAAUUGGAGGAUGUUGACAUUGCUCGUGCUAUUUCGUUUCUCGAUGAUACUACUGGGAUAGAGCUUAUCUUUACCCUUAAUGUCUUGUCAUCCGAUCAUGAUUCUGUCAGCGCUAGCUUUCAGAUAUCAUCAUGCCCCAAGGGCGAUAACAUACUAACUUUGAACGGAAAAGGCAAGAUAUCUCUUAGUUUCGGUGUCCCCGUUGCUAACGCGCUUUCGGCUUCCCAGAUGCCUCAAUUCAACAUGACAAGCGUUGAUAUUGAUCGAUUUUACAAGUAUCUAUCAGACAUGGGCUAUAACUAUUCUCCGCCAUUCAAGGCAAUCAGUUCCAUCCUUCGCAGGAAGGAUGCUGCAGUUGGAGAAAUCACUGAUGCUCGCGGUGAAGCAUGGGAAGACAAUUUUCUUAUGCACCCUGGUUUUGUUGAUACCAGUUUUCAAGCCGUCUUUGCUGCAUUCAGCUCGCCCGGAGAUGACCGGCUCUGGUCUAUCCAUGUUCCUACUAAAAUCAACCGGCUAUCAAUCAACCCAUCAUUAGCAGUGUUUCCCCCAGGCGAAGAAGUCGUUUGGCCUUGGCAAGCUGCCGUAACCAGUGGAACACAUGAUACCCCUACUGCUGACAUUGAAGUUUUUGCCCCCAAUAAAAAUGGAGUUCUCAUGGAAAUUGAAGGCAUUGUCCUCGUUCCACUGGCCAAGGCUUCAGGGGAGAACGAUGUUAAACUAUUCUCCAAUCUUAUCUACGAUCUAGCUCAACCAGACGGUGCUAUUGCCUCUCCCCAUCGUUUACCCGAGUCUGACGCUCAUAUUGCGAGGGUUUCUGAGCGAUUCUCUUUCUACUGGAUCAACCAGCUACUGAAUACCAUCACCACUAAAGAAGAGGAGGAAACUCUUUCACACUUUAAACAUAUGCUUAGGUGGUAUCGUGCUGAUAUUGGUAUUCUCAGAGCCGUUGGCCAAAAUAUUGCUCAUGUUAUUCGUAUUCGUGGAAAUAUUCACGAAUAUGCAUUGAAGGAUAACAUCCUGGAUCGGUUCUAUGAGGAGGCUAUUGGCCUAGAUAUCACCAACCAGUGGGAAGCAAACCUCGCUGCUCAAAUUGCUUACCGAUAUCCACGAAUGAAUAUUAUCGAGAUCGGUGCCGGUACGGGCGGAUCGACUAGAAUGAUUCUCCCUACUCUAGGAAAGGCCUUUUCAACUUACACGUUCACGGAUAUCUCUUCUGGGUUCUUCGAGGCGGCAGAGAAGAGAUUUAGCCAAUAUGCAGAUCGUAUGAUUUUCAAAACGCUUGACAUGGAAAAGGAUCUCAGCGAACAGGGGUUUACCGAAGGUCAUUAUGAUAUGGUUCUUGCUUCGAACGUUCUACAUGUUGGCCCUGAUAUUGAUUUGACUUUGUCGAAUGUGCGCAAACUUGUGAAACCAGGUGGUUGGUUAAUCAAUAUGGAGGUGGCUACAUACUUCCCAAGUUUACGAGAGGGUUUUUCGAUGUCUGGCUUCCCAGGUUGGUGGUGUGGUGCCGAAACAGGUCGUCCAUGGGGCCCAACAAUAACCGUGGAGGAAUGGGAUAAAGUGUACAGACGAACCGGAUGGUCCGGUGUUGAUACCUUCACUCCCAACAUUGACUCUAUAGACCACUUGGUUGUUAUGGUGACCCAGGCCGUGGAUUCCCAAAUCUACACUCUUAGAGAUCCUCUCUCCCCCGAACACGCUCAUUCACAACGUGAAAACCUCGUUAUUAUAGGUGGAAGUACUGAUGAAGUUACCAGUAUCGUUACAGAAUGUACGAAUAUCCUACGGCCGCAUUUCAGUUCGAUCUCAAACGUAAUUUCAAUUGAUGAUUUUAGCAACAGCGAGAGUGACGCGGUUGCUACAGUCCUAAAUUUGGCUGAGCUAGAUGUACCAAUUAUGAAAGAGCUCAUGGAUAACCAACCCCAGAAGCUUGAUGGCAUUAAGGAGAUAUUUUCAACCCCCAGGGAGAUUCUCUGGGUGACCAAAGGCAACAGAUCGGAGAGCCCAUUCUCCCGCAUGUUGGUCGGCAUGGCGCGCACCCUGCGCAGAGAGUAUUCUGGAAUUAACUUUCAGUCACUAGACGUUGAUGUACUGGAUUCAAACUCUGCCAAGCUCUUUGCGGAGACAUUACUACGACACCUCAAUCUCAAUGAAGCAAACAGUCGGCUUGUUCCAGGAUCCAUUCUAUGGAGUGAUGAAUCCGAGUAUCAUCUAGAGAAUAACAAGAUUUAUACCCCAAGACUUAUAUCUGCUGAUAAGCUGAAUGACCGAUACAAUUCUAAUAAGCGCCGUAUUACCCACGAAGUUCCUACCAAUUCAUCCAGUAUUGAAUUAGCCAUCAAGGGAGACUCAUACGACCUUUUCGAACCAUCUCCUCUUAAACCUACCGCCGGGUCUGAUGGUGAUACCGAAAUUACUGUCAUGAAGUCCCUACUUCAAUCUGUGGAAGUCCCUUUGGUAGGACACUUCUUCUUGUGCCAUGGCAAGGAUAACUUUGGUGAAAGUGUCAUCGCUCUCUCGGAUCAGAGCAAGUCUGUGGUUCAUAUUCCAAAGCCGUGGACCAUACCGUACAGUGGGGAGGCCAAUCCAACACAAGUUCUUCUUUCAAUUGCUAGUAAUCUCGUUGCGCAUCAGAUCAUCGAGGAUGCCACAACGAAGAGUACUAUUUUAGUCCAUGAACCUGACCAAAUUGUAGCUGCUGCCAUUAGCAAACAAGCAGCGUCGAAAAAGAUUCGGGCUUUCUUCACUACUACUCAAACUUCAAAGAAGGGGCCACAGUGGACUUAUAUUCAUCCCAAAACCCCUCGCCGUUUGCUGAGAAAGCAGCUGCCCAAAGGGAUAUCCCUUUUUAUCAAUUUUUCCAAUUUCUCGGACGAGCAGGCUAUAUCUAACCUCGUGGAGUGCCUGCCCGUUUGCUGCAAACAAUCAAACAAAUAUAUGUUUUUCGGAAACGGUGUUGCAAAACGCCUAGGCUCUGAUGUUGAGCUUGUCUCCAAAUAUUUAUCUACAGGCUUUGAAAUUUCUAAAACUGCUAACUUCAUGGUGCCUGACAAUAGGUCCACUUUGCCUUUGAAUAAGGUUCCUGGGUAUUCUGAUAAAUAUAAACACCUAUCAGUAGUUGACUGGGCGGUCGAUAUCCAAAUUCCGCUUACCGUUGAACCUAUCGACCCUUAUGCCAACCUUUUCAGUGCAGAAAAGACAUACCUCAUGGUUGGUUUGUCUGGGGAAAUGGGCCAGUCUCUCGCAGAAUGGAUGAUAAGCCGAGGGGCGAGAUAUGUUGUUCUUACCAGCAGAAGGCCUAAGGUAAAUGCUGAGUGGAUUGAAAGUAUGGGAGAUGAAUACGGGGCAACCAUAAAGCAAAUGCCGCUGGAUAUUACGGACGCGGAUGCUCUCCAAGCUUGUUAUAACAAAAUCUGUCGCACGAUGCCUCCAAUUGGCGGAGUUGCACAUGGAGCUAUGGUUUUGGUUGACAGCCUCUUUCAGAAGAUGAGUUAUGACGACCUUAUGGCAGCUCUAAAGCCAAAGGUCCUUGGAGCAAUCAACCUGGACACCCUUUUCUCGGAGAAUACCCUUGACUUUUUUAUUUUGUUCUCUUCUAUUACAGCCCUUAUUGGCAACGCUGGUCAGAGUAACUAUAUAGGUGCCAACAGUUUCAUGGAAUCUCUAGGCUUGCAGCGUCGUCGUAAGGGUCUUGCCGCAUCCGUCAUCGCCAUUUCGUCUCUUAUUGGCCUUGGCUAUUUUGAGCGCGCCGAAGAUCUGGAUAUUGACCAAUUUUCUCGAUCUGGAUACAGAAAUGUUUCUGAACAGGACAUUCACACCUUGUUUGCAGAGGCAAUCGUUAGAGGGAGACCAGGGACGACAGAAAGCCAUGAAGUCGUCUCCGGUGUUGUUCCUACAUAUGCUGAUGGAGAUAUCAGAGCAUCCUACCUAAAAGAUAGCAAGUUCUCCCACUUGAUUUUGGAACGUACUUCAGCCAAACAGGAUGGAACUUCCUCUACCCAUAUUCCCGUCAGAAUUCAGCUUCUUACGGCGACAGCAGAGGAAGAAGUUUGCGCUAUCAUGCAAUCUGGGUUUACACGAAGAAUCAAGAAGAUGUUACGUAUCCCGGAAGAGGAUGACUUUAACGCAACAGCUUCACUUGUAGAGCAGGGGGUCGACUCAUUAGUUGCAGUUGAGAUUCGAACCUGGUUUAUCCGAGAAGUUGAUAUCGACAUGCCAGUUCUCAAAGUCCUAGGUGGAUCAUCUGUCUCUGAUUUGAUAAAUGAUGCCAUGCUGCGGAUAUCCCCCGACCUUACCCCUAACCUAGGAGCUGAAAGGGCUGAAAUCGAAGCUAAUAGCAAACCUGCACUACCCGAAGAGACUCCCGGCCCUUCUAAACCAGUAAUGGUGCAUAAGUCAGCUUCGACUACGCAAGAGGCUGAACCCAAUUCCGAAAUUAUAAAUGUCAAUCCAGCAGCAAUAUCUAUUCCUGCUAUUACCACAACUACGAAAUCAGCCAUACAACUAUCAACUGAAGUCAAGGACAUCAAGUCUGACCGGCAAAGCGUCGACAGCUUAGCUAAAUCAGAAGUCACCGAAAUGAUGUCCUUUGGGCAAUCGCGGUUUUGGUUCCUUAAUCAAGCCCUCCAGGAUAAAACGACAUUCAACAUGGCAAUAUUCGUCAGGCUUAGUGGUCGUAUUCGUGUUGAAGACAUGGAAAGAGCCUUGGAAGCUGUGGUUUUAAGGCAUGAUGCCCUUCGCACAAGAUACUUUUCAACUGGUGAAUAUAUGGAAACUCCAAUGCAGGGGGUUAUUCCAACGUCUGCAGUCAAACUUGUUGUCAAGCAUUGUAAGGAUGAAUCCGGUGCUUACAGAGAACUUGAUGAAAUCAGAUCCCAUGUAUGGGACCUAAAUAGUUGGGAAACCAUGAAAGUAUCUCUGCUUUCUUCCUCUGAAACGAUGCAUUACCUUGUCAUUGGAUGUCACCACAUUGGAAUGGACGGAUUCAGCUUCAACAUUUUCUAUCGUGACCUUGAAAUGGCAUACGAAGGGCGGAAGCUUCCUGCUAUUCCUAAAUCUGCACAGUAUGGAGCGUUUGCACGAAAGCAACGUGAAGAUUGGGAUAAUGGUAAUAUGAAUGCGGAUCUCACAUAUUACCGUGAAAUCAUUCCUACAAACCCCAACCCUAUCCCCCUAUUUCCAUUUGCCAAAUCCAGCACACGAUUGCCCCUGGAUGUCUAUGGUACCCAUAGCGCAGACGUUCGCCUUGAGCCAGCACUGACAAGGAAAAUAAAAGCUGCUUCCCGAUCUCUCAGCUCGACAACAUUCCAUUUCUAUCUUGCAGUUCUCCAGGCUCUUAUCUUUCGUCAAUUAGACGAUUGUGAUGAAUUUUUCAUCGGAGUUGCAGACGCAAAUAGGACAGAUGACAAAUUUAUCAACACCCUUGGGUUCCUUCUCAACCUCCUUCCAGUACGUUUCGAACGCUAUGCUGCAGAGAAUUUUGGAGACGCUGUACAACAGGUCCGAAACAAAGUGUAUAAAGGACUGGCUCAUUCUAAGUUACCUUUUGACAUACUUCUGGAUGAGUUAAAAGUCCCUCGGUCAGCCACUUCCACUCCCAUCUUCCAGAUUUUCGUGGACUACAGACAAGGUAUCGAAGAGAAACGGAAGUACAUGGGUCUUGAUGCUGUAGGUGAAAAGUGGCAGCUUGCAAGGACUGGCUAUGACAUGACUCUCGAUAUUGUUGAGAAUGCUACUGGUGAAACCCGCCUUGAACUACGGCUUCAGAAAUGUCUAUACACGGCAAAACAUACCAAACUUUUGUUAAAAGGUUAUGUGAACCUCUUGAUGGCCUUUACUAAUAACCCAGCUGUAAACUGGAAUGCACCGGAUGUUUGGGAUAGUAAGACAAUUAAUGAUGCAAUUGAAGUCGGCCGCGGUCCUUCACUGCAAUACGAAUGGGCCCCUACGGUAAUGCAUCAUAUUGAUGAUGUAGUGUCUCAACAUGGCACCAAUAUCUGUCUCAAGGAUGGAACUGGAAAGAUCAUGACUUAUUCACAGAUGGCACGCCGUGUCAACUCUAUUUGCUCCGCCUUGGCUACAGCUAAUGUUACUGAGGGUGACAAGGUGGCUGUCUUCCAACAGCCCACUGCCGACUGGGUUUGCUCACUGCUUGCCAUAUUCCGUGCUGGAGCUGUUUAUGUUCCUCUUGAUCUCCGAACUCCCUUCCCUCGUCUUGCUGCGAUUGUCAAUCAAAUUAGGCCUCAAGCGAUUCUUGCUCAUAGCCAAACGCUCGGAGAUGUGGAACACAUUAAUACUUUAGCCUCCACAGUCGUGGAUAUAAGCAAUCUACCUACCAACAGCCCAUUCAUGCCGAACUUUGCCAAACCUGGCGCACCCGCGGUUAUUCUGUUCACUAGUGGCUCAACAGGGAUCCCCAAAGGUAUCCAUAUCAAUCACAGCAACAUCGUGAAACAGCUAGAAGGCUGCUCCAAACAAUUUGAUUUAAAGAGCUCUGCCUCUUAUGUCCUUCACCAAACUGCAUACUCCUUCGAAAAAUCACUCGAACAGAUUUUUACCGCAUUAGUACAUGGUGGUGCUCUCUAUGUCGUUCCGGCAGAGCAGCGUGGUGACCCUAUAUCAAUCACCAAUAUCAUGGCCUUAGAAGGGAUAACCCAUACUGCUACUACACCGUCAGAAUAUCUAAUGUGGUUCCGUUACGCAAGAGACAAUCUCCUGAAAUGCAAAUCUUGGAAGUGUGCACUUCUUGGGGGGGAAGUUGCUUCAGAUGCUGUCCUUGAAGAAUUCCGAAAGCUGGGGAUGCCGAUCAGACUCCUUGACAGCUAUGGCCCCGCUGAAAUCACGAUGUCCUGUGCUAAGGUUGAGUUGCCAUAUCGUUCCAUGGUGAUCGGUACACAAGCACCAGUAGGCUUCAUGUUGCCUAAUUACUCCGUCGCUAUCGUGGACCCUAAGAUGAACACCCUCCCUCUCGGCUUCGCUGGUGAGAUUGUUAUUGGAGGUGUAGGCGUGGCCGGGGGUUACUUGAACAAUGAUGAACUAACUAGACAAAAGUUCAUUCCAAACAAUUUUGGGGGAGAAGGAAUGGUGUACCGUACUGGAGACAAGGGCCGUCUUACCGAAGAAGGGGCUCUUUUCUUUGAGGGCCGAAUAGAUGGUGAUACCCAGAUCAAGUUACGGGGUGUCCGUAUCGAACUUGAAGACAUUGAAAGUACCAUACUUCAAGCUUCGACGGGUGCUCUUACCCAUGCUGUUGUUACCGUGCGUGGAGAACAAGACUCUGCCAUCUUGGUAGCACACGUUGUGUUCUCCACAGCACAUACAGAAUAUCGCGACGAAUUGCUUGCCCGACUCCCAAAGAUCCUACCACUACCGCAGUAUAUGGUUCCUACUAUCUUUGUUGCCUUAGACAAUGUUCUAUUCACGGCUCAUUUCAAGGUCGACCGAAAAGCUGUGCAGGCUCUCCCGAUCCCUGAGGCAGAAAAGAAGUCAACAGAGGGGCUAACUGAACAGACGGAAACUGAAUCCCAUCUUGCUGGGCUUUGGAACCAGAUAAUUCCAGCAGCCCACUCGUUAACACCCAGCGCCGACUUCUUCCAUGCUGGAGGUAAUUCUCUAAUGCUUGUUAAACUGCAAGCAAUGAUACGCCAGAGCUUCAGCGUUAGCAUCCGGCUCUUUGAUAUAAUGAAUGCGGGAACCCUCCAAAACAUGGCUCGCUUAAUCGAUGACGCCCUUGGGGUCAAGAAGCUGGACUGGACUGCCGAAACUAAUCUUCCAACGCUACCUAAGUCCAACGCCGAUGUCUCAUCUCCGAAACAGAAAGAUAUGGUGGUUAUGAUGACUGGAGCUACUGGUGUUCUUGGUAGAAAUGUUCUUGCCCAUUUGGUUGCGGAUGACCGCAUUUCCAAAAUAUAUACAUUGGCUGUACGCCCGCAAAGCGAUAUCUCAACCUUGACUCGCAUUCCUGAUCCUAAGGGGAAGAUGGUCAUUAAGCAUGGUAACCUCGACAAGGCUCGUCUUGGUCUAUCUGAAAAAGAGGCGACGCUCCUUUCAAGCCAAGUCGAUGUGAUCCUACACCUUGGUGCCAACCGUUCAUUCUGGGAUUCUUAUUACCAUCUCCGUGCUACAAAUGUCUCUAGCGUCAAAGAAAUUGUGAAGAUUGCAUACCCACGCAAGGUCCCUAUUCACUUCUGUUCAUCGGGAGGAGUUACUAUGUACUCAGGAGGCUUUCCACCUGGCAAUGGACAUGAUGGAUACGUUGCCUCUAAGUGGGCAGCAGAAAAAGUGCUUGCCAGUGCCACGCAAGAGCUCGACCUGAGAGUUGUCUUACAUCGCCCGGCGAAGGCCUUUGGGGCCACAACUAAUGUUCCAGAUGAGAUCUUAAAUGAACUCCUUUCUCUUGCCAGACUGUCUCAGAGAAAACCAGAUCUAGAUGGUCUGACUGGCAGUAUAGGCAUAGUUCCUCUCGAGCGUAUUGCUGGAGACAUCGUGAGGUCUCUAUUUGACAAGGCCAUCAAUCUAAGCCAUCCGGAAGUCCUGACGCACUCCAAUGCUCUCAACGUCAGCAUCAAGGACUUCGCUGAUAAGAUAACACAAGACGAAGCUGUGUCCAAGCUGGAGGGUAUGCCGGCCCUGAAAUGGAUGGGAUUGGCUAAAAAGAUGGGAUGGAGCCAGUUCAUGGUUGGUCAUGAAAUCUCGAUGACCAACUCCAAGGACCACAUUGUGUCUACUCGAUAG